Molecule: messenger RNA, 1140 nt
Organism: Trypanosoma grayi
Lineage: Eukaryota; Euglenozoa; Kinetoplastea; Trypanosomatida; Trypanosomatidae
Product: mitochondrial edited mRNA stability factor 1
Exons: 1
Coding region: 1-1140 (379 amino acids)
Source: RefSeq, a predicted model, not a curated record
AUGCGCAGAAGGUGGUCAUGCCUGCCGCUUGCUCCGGCGUGGGGCCUCGUGGCGCGUCGCCGCAAGACAGGCGAUGACCGCCCCAGCGACAGCAGCGCGUUCAUCAGCGACGACGACGCCCUGCGUGGGGAGCUUGCAUCGGUGCUGGAGACAGAGGACCACGCGGCCCCGCUGGAUGCACUGCAGACUCCACCACUAGGGCCCGCGAUGAUGGGCAGUGCCGCCACCUCUACGACUAUUCAGUUGGAGAGGCUCGCCCGUCCACCCGCUCGCUUUGAUCUCCUGACAAACUCGUUUGUGUACAAGUGGCAGACAAAAGCGGCCCUCGCUCGCAAAGUGUCGGGGCCGAUGCGGGAGUGGGCAGCAGAGCUCAAGUACCGCACAGGUGUCCACAUUGAGCUGGAGCCUACUUACCCCGAGCGGCUUUCAGAGGAAAUCAGCGGCGAAGGUGAUGACGGAGGAGGUCCAUACGAUUCAGCAGACGACGUGGACAUUACGGUGUACCUCUUUGGGUCAGAACGUGGCAUCUUCAACUGCCACAAGCUGAUGGAGGCGGCGAUUCAGCAGGACCCUGUGUACGUGCGGUUGGGUGUCUUUAGGCGAGUGAAAGGCUCGAAUGAGGUAGAGUGGCUGAUGCUGCGUCGCAUCAACCGAGAACUUCGCCCACCCGACAUUCCCCCUAUUUCGCUUAAGCUACCAGGGAAGUGGACUCUGCUCUACGAGCGCUACAAGGAAGCGGCUGUUCGAACGCUGUGGGAGGAGACUGGAAUCACUGUUGAUCCCACCAACGUGUUCCCGACAGCCCAGCUAUACCAAACAAGCCCGCAGUAUUACUGGCGCGUUCCUGUGCGUUAUUUUGUUGCGGAGGUGCCGCACGAUAUACGCGUGGAAGGGCCGCAGGUGGUGCCAACACAGUACAUGCGCAACUGGGACGCGCGCCUCCUUCGCCAGUCUCCGGAUCCUAUCGACCGCGCGUGGGCACAGCUCGCGGACCCCACGACAGGCUGCGCGUGGAUGAAGGCCCCCAUGAUUGAUGAGCUGCAGAAACCGCUGCGGGGAGAGAACUACAUGGCGGUGCGAUACACGCCACCACCGUACUCUGACCUCCAGGAGGUGGUGCGGCUUGGUGGGGCCGGCUAG